AUGGGUGUAGAUUAUUACAAUAUUCUCAAAGUUAACCGCAAUGCGAGCGACGAGGACUUGAAGAAGGCUUAUCGGCGCCUGGCCAUGAUUUGGCACCCAGACAAAAAUGCCAACAAGUUAGAAGCCGAAGCCAAGUUCAAGCAAAUUUCCGAAGCCUACGACGUUUUGAGCGACCCAGAAAAACGCCAGAUCUACGAUCUAUAUGGCGAGGAGGGUCUCAAGUCCGGCCAAGCUCCACCGCCCAAACGAAGCGCCCGAGGUUAUGGUACUAAUCAGCAACGUCCUGACCCGAAUUUCCGGUUCAAUCCUCGGACCCCUGCUGAUAUUUUUGCGGAAAUUUUUGGGGACAGUAGUAAUGGGGGUUAUAGUGGGAAUGGGAAUAAUGGUGGUGGUGGCAGCGGGGUGAAGAGAGAUGGGUAUUUUAGGAGUACAAAUAUGAAUGGUGGGACGAGGUAUGGAGGUGGGGAAAAUUCAGGUGGUGGUGCGGGGGGAUUGAGAAAGGCACCACCGGUGGAGAAUGAGUUGAUAUGUACCUUGGAGGAGCUGUACAAGGGUGCUACGAGGAAGAUGAAGAUAUCAAGAAAUGUUCUUGAUGGCCAUGGGUCUCCUUGUCGGUUCUUGAGGAAACCAAGUGACCAUGAAGAUAGCAACGAAAAGUAUUUCCGAAGUACCUGUAAGGCUGUAACUAUGCCAAAAUGCGCAUGCACAUACCUUCUGACAAGCUCAACAGAGGUGAUAUGUGCUAAAAAUGGCCAAACUCCUCUGGAUGACUGGGGGAAAGACUCAGAGAGCUUAUGCUUAAAGAGACUCAAUCUUUGUGAUGGUCAAGCUCAUGUCUCAAGAGAUGGUCGAGCUUACGCCUCAAGGAAUGGCAGAGCUUGUGUCUCAUGA
This is a messenger RNA of Fraxinus pennsylvanica, 891 nucleotides long. Lineage: Eukaryota; Viridiplantae; Streptophyta; Magnoliopsida; Lamiales; Oleaceae. The record is from the annotation of a GenBank genome assembly.